Ceratosolen solmsi marchali is the source of this 679-nucleotide messenger RNA. RefSeq lists its product as uncharacterized. Gene Ontology annotation, biological process: rRNA methylation; DNA repair. Gene Ontology annotation, molecular function: rRNA (adenine-N6-)-methyltransferase activity. The record is from RefSeq and is a predicted model, not a curated record. The transcript has 4 exons. Lineage: Eukaryota; Metazoa; Arthropoda; Insecta; Hymenoptera; Agaonidae. Gene Ontology annotation, cellular component: SOSS complex; nucleus. Bases 53 to 679 code for a protein of 208 amino acids.
GAAUGAUAAAAGUAUGAAACAAAAUCAAGCAUCAUUACGUUAAGCAUUGUAAAUGGAAAAAACAUUAUCUCAAUUUAUGAAUAUCAACACAAUAUCUCAAUUUAAGAAGUUACAAAAUAGAAAAAUUUUAGAAGAACUUCAAUUAAAAAAACAAUUACUUUUGAAACAAGGUGUUGCUCAAACACUAGGCACAUCAAUAUCUGUUGCUACAACUGCUACAUCAACAUCAUUGCCUCAGAUUUUAGUAUCUAACGAUGGAAUAACUAUUAAUUCAUUACAAAGAGCAGCUCUUCUUAAUGCACAUGCCGCUUCAGCAGGUUAUUUCGUAACACAAGAUUCUUCAUUUGGAAAUUUAAUUUUACCCGUCCUUCCUCGUUUUGAAGGUAAAUUUGAAAAAUUUUUUGAGACAGUAGUAAUGAAUCCACCAUUUGGUACAAAAUGCAAUAGAGGCAUUGAUAUCAAAUUUUUAGAAAUUGCAUCUAAAAUAGCAAAAAAUACAAUUUAUUCGCUUCAUAAAAGUUCAACUCGUGAUUAUGUACUUAAAAAAGGUUUUCAAUUUGGUUUUAAUUGUCAAGUUUUAGCAGAAUUAGUAUAUGAUUUACCUCAAACAUAUAAAUUUCAUAAAAAAAAGUUUGUAAAUAUUAAAGUUGAUUUUAUAAGAUUUUCUGCUAUGAAAUGA